Aspergillus pseudoviridinutans is the source of this 846-nucleotide messenger RNA. Its product is annotated as sulfotransferase family protein. The transcript has 4 exons. Bases 1 to 846 code for a protein of 281 amino acids. The record is from RefSeq and is a predicted model, not a curated record. NCBI's taxonomy places the organism in Eukaryota, Fungi, Ascomycota, Eurotiomycetes, Eurotiales, Aspergillaceae.
AUGGCUUCAAAUACUUCGCAGAGUUCGAAAACUUCUUCCACAGGACAGAAUGGUCGAGUGGCGGACCGGCAGGUGCCCAUGAAGGUGCUGGCUCUUGGAUAUGGUCGCACAGGCACAAGAUCCCUGAGAGACGCGCUCUUGACCCUUGGCUAUCACCACACAUAUCACACCUUUGAUGCGGUAUAUGUGAACCCGCGAGAGUGCAAGAUAUGGUUGAAAGGAUUGCACGCCAAAUGCGACGGUGUAGGCAAGAAAUUUGGCCGUGAGGAAUUUGACCAGCUUCUUGGUCAUUGUCAAGCUGUUGCGGAUAUGCCAGCAGCAUAUUUCGCUCCCGAGCUCAUCCAAGCCUAUCCUGAUGCCAAAGUGAUCUUGACCAUCAGGGACAUCGACGAAUGGCAUGAGUCCGUUAAAAACACGCUUCAAAUAGCAGAUAGCAGUCUAAUAUCUGGAAUAUUGGGUUUCACCGCCAAAAUUUUGUUCAUGCCUAAUCGGUGGAAUUAUCCCAUGUUCCAAAAAUUGAACAAGGUGCUCUAUGACGGUGAUUUUAAGAAAAAUGGUAGAAAGAGUUUUGAACAGCAUUAUGACCAUGUCAGAUCUUUAGUGCCGCCUGAGAAUCUGCUUGAGUAUCACAUGAAAGACGGGUGGGAACCAUUAUGCAGGUUUUUGGGCAAACCGAUCCCUGCAGAACCGGUUCCGUAUAUUAACCAGCGUGAGGGUUUUAACAAGAAAUUCCGAGAUUGGAAUGUGGCAAGCAUUCAGGCCCAAUUGAAACGGGUGCUUGAUAUUUCUGCGUAUGCUGCGUUGAUGGCAUGGGUGGGAGCUGCGCUGUUGACAAGAUUGUCAUGA